This is a messenger RNA of Hylaeus anthracinus, 1284 nucleotides long. RefSeq names its product distal membrane-arm assembly complex protein 2-like. The transcript is spliced from 3 exons. The record is from RefSeq and is a predicted model, not a curated record. The coding region runs from base 312 to 1190 and encodes 292 amino acids. Lineage: Eukaryota; Metazoa; Arthropoda; Insecta; Hymenoptera; Colletidae.
GUUUCGCGCAAGCGUGUUGAAAUGAAAUCAGUAAGGUGUCAUAAUCACAGAUCUGUGGUCAUAAUUGAUUAAAAAUAGGUACUCGCAGGACGCAGGCUCUAGAAUUAUUAGUUACACCAUUGAAAUUGACAUGUGUAUGACUAUGUACUUCCGUGUAAUAUUAUGAUCGAGAAAUUUCAGUUUUGCUAACCUUACUCAACUUGACGAAUUUCGGCAAAAUAUUUAGUGCGAUCUUUGCAAGACACAAAAAUAGCAUUUAUACAGGAAGACUUAAUGUUUCAUAGAAGUAAUAAGAGUUUAUGUAAGAAGUGAUGCAUAUAAAUUUGACAACAACAAUGUUGCUUCGGCAUGUCACCUAUAUUCUACCUAAACCACUCUUACAGUCCAUAACCUCUCAUCGAAAAUUACAUAUCAACAUAAUACGAACAUUUUACAAUGAUAAUAAAGCUAUUAUUCAUUUGACACAGAACAUACGUCUGAAUCGUAAGACUGUUGAAUUAAAACUUCAAACUGACAAGUUUAAGGAGCCUCGUUUACCUACCCUUCGAACACCUCUAAUAUUCUAUAAGACUGAUGCACCCAAAAGGACAGAUUUUAAAUUGUUGUAUUUAAAAGAUUGGUGGGAACAUAAAAAAAUGUUAUACAGAAAAUAUGCUGAAAAAAGGUCAUAUGAGAUGUAUCAGAGACAUGGCCCUGAUAUAGCAACAGCAUAUUUGGUCUUAAAGUAUGGUGGUAGAAUAAAGCUUAAAAACCAUGAAAAUUGGAUAGAAAACCCUAAAAAAAGUAAAAGUACUUUUAUAGUACCAGAUUAUUAUGAUCCAGACUUCAUCUUAGAAGGAAUAGAUUUAAAUGGAUAUCCUAUAAAUUAUGAUAAUCUUAGCUGCAUAUGUGAUCUUUACCACCUAAGGUGGCUUAUCCUCAGAGGUUGCAAUACUGUCAAUGAUUGGGUUAUAGAUAAAUUAGCUUUUGAGUAUCCAAUGUUAGAACACCUUGAUGUGUCUGAAUGUAUAAAUGUGACAGAAAGAGGCUUAGAAGCAGUGUAUAAAAUGGCAAAUUUGAAAACAUUAACUGUAACAAAUUAUUAUAGGUCUGUAGCAAUGGAGUUUACUUGUUUCUUGUUGGAAGACAUCAACCCGUAUUUAAAAUGUACAGUUUUAGAGCCAAAACAGGAACUGUUACCAGAGGAAUAAUGUAUACGGUACAAAUUACAACAUUUUGAAACAAUACUGUAAUAUAUUUUAUUAAAUAUAAAUUAUUAUGCAUCUUAAAAACAUAAUAUUUACA